AGACCCGGCGGUGGAGCUUGCGCUAGGAGUGCCAGCUCUGGGCAUUUGACAUGGCGGCGGCGGCAGCGGCAACGGCGACUGCAGCGACCAAGGGGGAUGGGGGUCGCGGGGGCCGGACCCGGGCCAGCGAAACCAGCGGCAUGCGGAAGAAGAGGGGCACGGGGCCUUUGGCCACGGCGUACUUGGUCAUCUACAAUGUGGUGAUGACGGCGGGGUGGCUUGUUAUAGCAGUUGGUUUGGUCAGAGCAUACUUGGCUAAGGGUAGCUAUCAUAGCCUUUAUUAUGCCAUUGAAAAGCCUUUGAAAUUCUUCCAAACUGGAGCCUUAUUGGAGAUUUUACAUUGUGCAAUAGGAAUUGUUCCAUCUUCUGUUGUCCUUACUUCUUUCCAAGUGAUGUCAAGAGUUUUUCUAAUCUGGGCAGUAACACAUAGUGUCAAAGAGGUACAGAGUGAAGACAGUGUCCUUCUGUUUGUUAUUGCCUGGACAAUCACAGAAAUUAUCCGUUACUCCUUUUACACCUUCAGUCUAUUAAACCAUCUGCCUUACCUCAUCAAAUGGGCCAGGUACACACUUUUCAUUGUGCUAUACCCAAUGGGAAUUUCAGGAGAACUGCUCACAAUAUAUGCUGCCUUGCCUUUUGUCAGACAGGCUGGCCUGUACUCCAUCAGUUUACCUAACAAAUACAAUUUCUCCUUUGACUAUUACGCGUUCCUAAUUCUGAUAAUGAUCUCCUACAUUCCAAUUUUCCCCCAGUUAUACUUCCACAUGAUACACCAGAGAAGAAAGGUCCUUUCUCAUACUGAAGAGCACAAGAAAUCUGAAUAGUUCCUGUUUCCUGUACCCUCCAAAACACAAACUUUUCAACGACAGAAAAUGCUGCAGACUUUUUGAGUUCCCAAUACGUUUCAUAGAAAAUAAGUAAGAACUAUUUUUAAAAUACUAAACAAAACAAAAUCCAAAAUCCAGUGUCACAUAGGCCUGGGAUUUUAUAAAAUAAAACACAAAAAAGCUGUUACAUAAAACGUCCUGGCCAGUCCAUUCAGCAUGCUUUUUCAACCAGAAGUUCCCAAUAUUUAAGGUGGCGCUAGACAGGGAUUUGGCAUUUUCUACCCUCCUGUUUCCUUCACCUAUCUGAUAGACAAAGGUCUGUAACACUGGAUGCCUGAGAGUUGCAGUGAGUAGUGAGGUGGCACCAGCCGAAUGCCCGGCUUGCGGUAGAGCUCUGUUCGUCUGCAGCGUGGUCAGCAUCCCCUUUUCAAAGUGCUCCACUGCAUGCUGGAAGCUGUUUGUGUUUUUGCAGCGGCAAACUUUGUUUUCUGAAUGCUCUGAAGUUAUGGCUAGGACCUCUCCCCUCGUGUCUAGUGAAUGAAGUAUACAGUUUGUAUGUCUGAAGCUUUGGGGUAGUACCUGUAAUCAGAAAACAGCUAGAACCCUUUUGUUUGUUUUCAAUUGAGUCAUUACUGCCUGCCACUAAGAAAUGUGCUUGAAUUUAAUAAGUAUGUGUACCUUGUAGAGAAUCUACUUUACUUGGGGCCCAGCCUCACUCAUAUUUUAACAAAACUACAGUUCCCAGAAAGGAAACGUUUCAUUGCUAGUAAAUGACAAGUACCUUCCCAGUACCAUUCUCAGAACCCCCCUGAGUAAUACAUUUCAAAUAGCCGUUCUCAUUUCUGGACCUGAAACCAGUCUAGUCACAGGAGUGGAGGAUCUGUUCAUGAAACACCUGGAAGGUGUUACUCUAGAAAUGUAGUCCGGAAGAACAUUCAGGAAGAGGUUCCUAUACUCUUGUUAAUUUAUUUUUAAUUUUCAUGAAACGUUUCUGUUUGGAUACUUCUCCUAAUUGUGGCCCUCUGUAAUUCCCACCAAGUUGAAUGUCCAGAGGCAGUGGAAUGUUCAUUGGGCAGUCAGGAGCUGAUGACAGCAGUGCUGUCCCACAUGCUGGAGCAGCCAAGAAAUCCUUUGGUCAUAUGGACAUUGUCUGAUUAAUGUCAUGUCUUUGUACUGUUUAAUUGCUCAACUGCGCAUUUAAGACUUCUCAAGAAAGGGCUGGAGGGAAAUGUAAAGCCCAAGUUCAGGCGUGAAUUAGAUUUUAAACAUGAGAUGUUCUUUGUGUGGAGCCGUUUUUCCCUUUUUUUAAAAAUUGGUUGAUCUUUAAAACUUUAAAAGUCUAGUUUACAGAGUCAUUAUCAUUUAAAAUAUAAUUGCUAAUGUCAGAAGAGUGUCAUAAUGGAAAACUAAUUUUUUAAAUGCUUAUUUUCAUAGAGGCUUGAAAGUUAAUAUAAGAAAGAGAAGAAAAUAUAGAGCUUAAAAUGUAAUGCAGUCAGAAGUGUAAGUUAUUUUUGAAUUGAACAUUAAAAUUCUGCUUCUUAAAGUCAGCGCUCUUAACUUGGGCAUGUUGAGAUUAGAAUCUAUUCUUGUACUUGAUGAACAAAAUAUGUGGGAAAGAUUAUAUUUCAUGCUUUUUCUCUUCAUUUUUCUGAAAUGUAUUUCAAUUUGGGUUAUAUUAGCCUUAUUACUUCAUUUGGGUAGGAUUUUUUCAGUUGUGGGGAUGGUUAGAUGAUGGGAUGGAAAAUGCAGGUUUUUCAGGGUUGAAUAUAAUUAUUCAGGCCUCUAUUAUAAUUUGUCACAAUUUAUGAAAGCAGCGUGUUGCAGACAGUGGUAUUGCAUCAAAUUGCAACAAGAACACAGCACACAACUCUCUUCUCAAAAAGGGUCUCAACCCCAGUGUUUAGUUUUGUACAUCAGACAUUUAAAAUGCUCAGACAGAUAAGUAAGACAUGCUGUGUGUCCUUCAGUCACCUCUCUCAGUAACUGGUUUCUUUAGCUACAACAUAAAUUAAUUUUUCCUUCUAAGUGGUGGCAUUCUUUUAUGAAUCAAGACCAUCUAACUCCACCGAACAUCCCAUCUUCAUAUAAAGUGCAAGUGAGGAAGGUGGUGUUCAGUAGGUGUUUUUUCAGAUGUACAGUGUUCAUUUCAGGGCCCAGUCAAAGGCAUUGUCUGCCCAGCUGCCCCCAAUGGGAUGUUUCGGGACCACCUCCUGGCAGAGAUUCUGUGAGGUACGCAAGUAUUUCUUUGUAGGCACGAGCUGCCGAUUUGCAUCUUGCUGUGUGCUGUUGGCUAAGAUUGGGAUUGUUCAUUUAACAUGCACUGCCCGUGAUGAGAGGCGCCGUGAGAGCUAGCCAUGGAAUACAGCACCAUCCUCCCAGAUGGGAAAAUUCCCCUGGCGCCAGCUUCCUGCGGAAGACACCGCGCUACAGAGGCCUGUGAAGAGACUAUGCCCUCGCUUCCACUUGCGCUUUUGGUUAUUUGUGUGUAAUAAAAGGUUGGCAUUAAUGUGGUGCAACCUAUGAGUUAUUUUCAAUUCCGAGUUUCAGAUAAAACAUAAAACAUCAAAAUCAGUACAUACUGCUCCUUUGAAAUUUGGGUAAAAAUUUAUAUGACCAUAUAUAGUCAUUUUUGUAUUUUUUCUAUGUUGUGAAAACCAAAAUUGUAAUUUUAUAAGUCUUUGACUCACUAAAAUUCUAUAAUUUAAAUGUAUUUUUUGUAUAUUUAGAAAUAAGGCAUUCAAAAACUACGCUUAACUUUCUACGCAUGCGUUUGGAAGCUGUUUUUACCUGAUAAUGCCAAUGUAGUAAUAAGUUGUAUUCAUAAAAUAUUGAUCUGUGUUGCAUUCAGAAUAAACUGGUGUGUGCUCUGCCUGGAUCUGAAA
Messenger RNA from Miniopterus natalensis, 3709 nucleotides. It is a transcript of the gene HACD2, whose product is annotated as 3-hydroxyacyl-CoA dehydratase 2. The record is from RefSeq and is a predicted model, not a curated record. Gene Ontology annotation, cellular component: endoplasmic reticulum membrane. Gene Ontology annotation, molecular function: 3-hydroxyacyl-CoA dehydratase activity. Lineage: Eukaryota; Metazoa; Chordata; Mammalia; Chiroptera; Miniopteridae. Gene Ontology annotation, biological process: very long-chain fatty acid biosynthetic process; sphingolipid biosynthetic process; fatty acid elongation.